This is a messenger RNA of Mesorhabditis spiculigera, 792 nucleotides long. Lineage: Eukaryota; Metazoa; Nematoda; Chromadorea; Rhabditida; Rhabditidae. The record is from the annotation of a GenBank genome assembly.
AUGCUUGGAUCUGUGAUCUGCCACAUCCACCUAGCCGUCGACAUCUUCGCCAAGCUCUUCUCCGUCGUUGUCCUCACCGCAAUGAGCCUUGAGCGAUAUUUUAUUGUGUGUACCAGGUGGCGCCACUCUUUCAACAAAGGUCUGACCACCGGGGUGCCGAUGUGCAUCUCCCUGAUGAUGUUCGUCAUCGUGCCAAUGAUCGUGCAGCUCUAUUAUACACGUGUUAUUGACAUUCCGUUGCCGAUUCCGGGAACGGAGCAACUGCCGCCCGACCAACAAGAAUACCAAAUCCACCGCAUCUGCGUGCCGCUGAUGAGUGACGAGCUGUUCAACGCCUUUGCCCACUACAUGUUCUUUUUUGGUUUCCUCGCGCCUCUAGUUAUAAUGACGGCGUGCUACAUCCUGUUGAUGCGCCACGUGCGCCGGAAGUUCAGGAUGCGCUGUGAAGCUGGCGGUGGUACCGGGCGCAGCAUCCGCGAGCCUCGCUAUAUGGGCGAGAUGCGGAAGAGCAUUUGGAGGGUUGCCAUCUACCAUUUCGUGUGCUGGGCCCCAUUCUGGGUGUUCACCAUGACGCCCACGUUUAUUGUGAAUAUGGAAUUAAAUGCACCGUGGAUGGCGCAUCCGAUCUGGAGGGCCUUGCAUCUUUUUGUUAACAUUUUGCCGUCAAUUAAUGCGGCUGGCAAUUGGGUGCUAUAUGCGGUCCUGAACAGUGAUGUCCGUCGCCAUCUCUACCUUGGCGGCCAGCCAAAGAAGAAGAAGUCGACGGCUCUUCUAUUCUCUUCAAUGACCAUC